GCGCUUCCGUGUGUCUACUUUAGCGCCGUGUGCUAGCUGCUGGAUAAUGUGGGAACCAGCAGGAGGAGAGGGGAGUUUGGCAGGCUAGUCUUCCUCCUCAUAUGGCAGCAGCGUUGGUGAAAUGUCCGUGUGUGUGGCUGCUGCUGUGGCUCUGCGUCCGGCUGUCCGAGACCGAAAACACCCGAGUCUCUAAGGACGAUGACGUCCUGCUGCCGUACGCCCACGGCCACGGCCCCUCCCACUCUCACCGCCAUGUCAGAGACUGUCAGCCCGUCAUCUACGGCAACACCACCCACGAGAGCUGGGCCGCCAGCAACCACAGCGGGCUGCCUUUGGCCGAGUCCUCGGUGUUUGUGGUGGAUGUGCCGGGAACCUCCAGACAUGUUUACGGUCACAUGACGGUGGUCCACGACCCACUGAGGACGGUGUCGGUGCUGGAGCCGGGCGGGCCGGGCAGCUGCGGGAUGAACCAGAGGGCCACGGUGGAGGAGACGGCCAAAGCCGCCGGGUGUCUGUACGCCCAGAACGCCGGUUUCUUCAACACGCGGUCGGGGAAGUGUCUGGGCAACGUGGUGAGCAACGGCAGGACGGUGCAGGACAGCGGCGGCGUCCAGAACGCUCAGUUUGGAAUCAGGAAGGACGGCACGCUCACAUUCGGGUAUCUGUCCCAAGAAGACGUUUUGAACCAGUCCAACCCAUUUGUCCAGCUGGUCAGCGGUGUGGUGUGGCUGCUGAGGAACGGAGAGGUUUACAUCAACCAGAGCCUGACGGCCGAGUGUGACAAGACACAAGAGACGGGGCAGUUUCGCACGUUUGUGGACGUGGUGUCGGCCCGGACAGCGGUGGGCCACGAUGCUCAGGGCAGACUCAUCCUGUUCCAGAUUGAUGGAAAGACUGGACAAAGAGGGAUGAAUCUUUGGGAGGUCGCUGACUUCCUGAAGAAGUACGGAGUGAUCAACGCCAUCAAUCUGGAUGGAGGCGGGUCCUCCACCUAUGUGGUUGAUGGCUCCCUGUCCAGCUACCCCUCUGAUGAAUGCGUACCAGACAACAGGUGGCGCUGUGGUCGGAAAGUCUCCACCAUCCUGUGCGUUCACCCGCGGCGCUGCGAGCCAUCAGACUGCAGCGGACAUGGCGACUGUGUGGACGGACGGUGUCAGUGUCAGGAGGGCUGGCAGGGCGCCGCCUGCGACUCUUUGGUGUGUCAGCCGCCGGCCUGUGGCUCCCACGGCGUCUGCACCGCCGGUGGUUGUGUCUGUGAUGCUGGAUGGAGAGGGAAAAACUGCAGCCAAGUGUGCCUCCCAGGUUUCUACGGCGACGGCUGCAAUCAGACCUGCGCCUGUGUUAACGGCGGCUCCUGCGACCCCGUCCACGGACGCUGCACCUGCCCGCCCGGUUUCCGCGGCAACGCCUGUGAGCAAGUGUGUCCUCUGGGUUUCUUCGGUCUGUCCUGCGCUCAGGAGUGUCUCUGUGACGACCAGUGCCCAUGUGACCCGCAGACAGGAAGCUGUAACGCCACAAUGCAGCCAGAGACCAACUACACCCUACACACAGCUGGACACUGUUUGGCCAAAAAGAUAUUUAUGUCCUGGAGACAAGAGGAAGCAGCUCACAGAGAGCAGCCUUAUCUAUCAGAGCGAACGUGGCUGAUUGUCACUCUAACCCUGGCCUUUCUGCUCUCGGCCAGCCUGUUGGUUCACCUCGUGCGAGCCUGUCGCGGCUCAGUGGCGGCCGGCUUCCCCGAGCAUCGGGACUACUCCUUGGUUCCACUCACGGACAUCAACGGAGCCGCUUCACGCGCCGAGGCCGAUGCUGGGAAAUCCGGGAAAACAGGUUUUGAAUUGGACGAUUCGGAUUGAACGGGACGACUCGGGGAUGUAAUCUGGUCUCAGGGAAGUCGUAGCUCAAAGAGGACCAAAGAUGAUGACAGAGGAAAUGACUCAAACAAAUCUUUGGAGGCUGAAAAAGGAAGCAUGGAUUUGUUGCAUCCCUCCAGCGACAUCAAACCACCAGCAGGUAUUUCUAAGAAGAUGCUGUUGGCAGCUGGUUGGGUAGGAUAGUCUUUGAAUCUGAUGAUUAAAGGCGGAAGUCAGAGUUUUAUUUUGUCUCCAUCCCAGCUCAAGGUACGAUGAACUUUGACCUCUAACCAGGCGCCUGUAUCACGAAGCCGGAUCAGCCACGUAUACUACCCCUUCUCCAGCUUCUUAUUAUACUCCCAAUUCUGUGCUACUGAUUCACCUCCAUAAAUACAGAAGUGGAAGAAGUACUCAGGUCAUUUACUCCAGGAAAAGUAUUCCAGAAAUACCAGAAAGCCCUGAAUUCCAAACGUUACGUAAGACAAUAGUAUUAUCAUCAGCAGAAUGUGCUUAAAGUAUCAGAAGUACUAAUUAUACAGAUUAAGCAGUAUAUUAAAGAGUAUUAUUUGUUCUCAGGAAGUGCACACCAAACUCCACUACUAGCAAGAACAGUAAAUGUACCUAGUUACUUUCCACCACUGGAUAAAUAUCCCUUUUGUACUCGCAGGUAUCAGAGUUUCCUGUCGUGUCAGUGCAGCCUGACAGAACCAGCAGACAUCUUGUUCCUUUUGCUGAGGAAGACUGUGAAGAAAAGUUCAUAAGUCGACCUUGAGUUAAGAUUUUUCUUGUCUAGAUGUUAGCAUGUUAGCAUUAGUGCUCAGCAUCAACAAAAACCAGGGUUCCAAUGUGUCCUGGAAAACCUGGCGGUUGUGGAAGGAUUCCUGGAGAAUAAUUUUGACGUUCCCAGCUUCGUGAAACAGACUCCAGGUAGGAUGAGGUUUUCAAGAUGAACUUUGACCUCCAGCCGGGAAGGCCCCAGGGGUUUCAAAACAAACUGUUACUUAAGAUUUUUAUUGCUUGAUUUCUUGCGAACACGAGGAUUUUUAAGAUGUUUUCUUAUCAUGCACUGAGCCACAUGUCUGAAUGUAAAAAUAAUGGAUUAAUGUGCAGAAUAUGAAUCAUGAGAUAAAAGGAUCAAGAAGAAGCACAAUUUUCUCAAGAUGCCACAAAUAUUUGCUCAGUUUAAAGUUAAAAUUCUUAUGAUUUUUAUCAAAUUAAACCUUGUUUUUGAUUCUGUUCAUUUUCAUUAACAGCCGUUCAGUUUACACAUAGUUUAUGUUUUUCUUUAUUUUUAAUUUGAUUAUAUUUACUCUUCACUCUCCUACAGGCGGAUCAGAGCUGGAUUAAGUUACUGCUCAUGCUAACCAAACAUUUCCCUCUGCAGUUACACCAGUUACUCUUUUCUCAAAGACAGUUUGCAGCCUCCUGAAUUCAAGGACCUGUGGUACCAAACCGUGCUUACUGCUAAAAGAUUAUAACUUUAAACGUCUCUGUGGAAACAGGACAACUUUGUAUUUUGUCAGCAAUUCUUGGUGUUGACUGAAAAAAAUAUUUGUAAUGUUAUUUUUAACUUGUCACCAAUCAUCACUGAACUCUUGAUGUGUAAUUAGCAGGUUCUUUUACCUGUUUAAAACACACAAAUAAAUCUAAAAAAUAUCAGACUGAAAGUCUGAAUCUAUCUGAA
Lates calcarifer (barramundi perch) is the source of this 3537-nucleotide messenger RNA. Its product is annotated as N-acetylglucosamine-1-phosphodiester alpha-N-acetylglucosaminidase. NCBI's taxonomy places the organism in Eukaryota, Metazoa, Chordata, Actinopteri, Centropomidae. The transcript is spliced from 12 exons. Bases 102 to 1856 code for a protein of 584 amino acids. The record is from RefSeq and is a predicted model, not a curated record.